Molecule: messenger RNA, 2625 nt
Organism: Colletotrichum paranaense
Lineage: Eukaryota; Fungi; Ascomycota; Sordariomycetes; Glomerellales; Glomerellaceae
Product: high-affinity nicotinic acid transporter
Exons: 6
Coding region: 1-2625 (874 amino acids)
Biological process (GO): transmembrane transport; carbohydrate metabolic process
Cellular component (GO): membrane
Molecular function (GO): transmembrane transporter activity; phosphatase activity
Source: RefSeq, a predicted model, not a curated record
AUGAUGAGUGCACCGAUACAGCCCGACGAAGUCCGGAUCGACCACGAUGCAACGGCCGCGAGCCGGAAGCAGCAAGCCAACGCAGCCGUGGCUCGGGCCAACGUCGACAACCUACGAGAUGACCCAGAAGCUCGAGCGGCAUUUCUUUCAACGUUUUCGGCGGAAGAGGAAAGAUCCGUCAUCAACAAAGUUGACAAGGCCUUCCUGCUUCUCAUCGGCGUAAUGUUUAUGAUCAAGCAGAUUGACCAAACCAAUGCUGCAAAUGUGCGGGUGUUGCAGGCAGGAGAGUCCCGGAAUAUCAUGAAAGAGCUCGACAUGACGUCUGACCAAUACAAUUGGGUCGGAUCCAUCUAUGGUAUCGCCUACAUCAUCUUUGAAGCACCCAGUAAUCUUCUCCUGAAGCGUAUGAGUCCACAUCUUUGGCAGUCUCGUAUCUUCCUCACCUGGGGAAUCAUUACAGCCUGCCAAGCUGCAGCUCAAAAUCGGCAUCAACUUUACGCUAUGCGAUUUCUGCUUGGGAUGUUCGAGGCGGGGAUGUUUCCGGGUAUCAUGGCCCAGUUAUCUAGCUGGUACCGCACAGAUGAGAUAGGCAAACCAGUGACUUGGUUCUUUGCAAUGUCCAACCUGGCAGGUAUCAUCGGAUCUAUUCUAUGUUAUGGUAUCAGCUAUAUGAACGGGAUUCGUGGUAUUAGUGCUUGGAGAUGGGUGUACCUUCUCGAAGGACUGGCUACCAUCGUCUUCUCUGGUGUGGUAUUUUGGCUGCUACCAGACUAUCCCAAGUCACCGCGCAGCAGCCGCUUCCUGACAGAGAGGGAACAAGAGUUUGUAGAGGCCAGGUUACCGGAGAAUGCGCCCCUGACUAACGAUCCUGAUUUCGCCGGCAAAGAGAUUUGGGCGGCCUUACGAACACCAUUGAUUUGGUCAUUCAUGCUGUCGCAGACGCUCAUCAAUAUUGGAGGAUACGCGUUGACAUGGUACUUGCCUACCAUUGUUACUAAUCUUGGCUUUGUGGGGCUGCCGAGGAAUCAGCUGUUGAACAUGCCUCCUGCGUUUGCCGCCAUCGUGGGCUUAAUAUUUUCGGCGUGGUUCAUGUCGAGAGCGUAUAUCGUCCGGCCAGCCUACAUCAUGAUACUCAUGUCCGGCAUGGUUGUAUGCUUUGUUCUCUUCUUCACGAUCACCAAUCGGUAUGGCAUCUACAUCUCCUGCAUCUUGGGAACUUUGUUCUACCAAUCAUACUUCAUUCCGUUCUGGGCCUGGAGAUCUGCCACACUUUCUGGAUCUACGGGGACGGCCUUCACGCUUGGUCUUCAAUCGGGUAUAGCCCAGCUAGGCGGCGUCAUCGGGCCGCAGCUGUUCCAGUCAAAGUUCGCAUACAAUGGUUACAAAACAAGCUUCGCGAUAGCAGCGGCGACAACUAUCGCCUCCUUUGUCGCCAAUCUAUGGACUUGGUGGUUGACCCGGAACACGGAGUACGAUGUGAUGAGAGGAGAACCCGUCGAGAAUGUGUGGGGGCCACGCCGUAGCGUAAAUUCUCGCAACUUCACUGAUCCUAAAAUAACUCACUUCGGUCCUGACUCAACACUUUCUGAGGGGCCUCACAUACCAAGUUCACAACCAGUCAUGUCGGCAUCGCCAGCUCUUGCGCAGCUUUUGGAGAAGGUGAUUCCGCAAGGGGACCGCUCGUCUCUCCGCAGCGAUGUAAUCCCGGCAAUCCUUGACGCCAUUUCCGGUAUCGCCAAGACUCUGCAGGCAUCCCAGCACGUCUCACUUGCUGGGACAGCGAACGCCUUUGGUGACGACCAGCUCAACGUCGACGUGCUCUCCGAGAACGUAAUGCGCGAAGCUAUUGCGAGAUGCCCCUCGAUCCAGACCGCAAGCAGUGAGGAGGACCCGAUCGAGAAGCCUGCAAGGCCACAAGCGAGCGCUGGCGCAAACGAGAUCCCUGCAACCUCAGAGGAGUACACCGUCGCUUUCGAUCCCCUUGAUGGCAGCUCCAUCAUUGCGCCAAACUGGACGGUUGGAACAAUUGUCGGCAUCUGGGAUGGGCGCACCGCGGUGGGCCAGUCACCGGUUGAGAAGCAGAUUGCGGCCAUUAUUGGUGUCAUCGGACCCCGGACUACCGCCAUUGUCGCCGUGCGGAUCCCCGGCGCCGACUCCGCUUGCUUUGAGAUCGGAUACGGCCCGAACGGCGUGGAAGAUUGCGAGGUCAUUCGGUCGGUCGUCAAAUUGGCUGACGCACCCUUCAAGACGCGGUACUUUGCGCCCGCGAACCUGCGACAUGCGGCGGACGAUGAGAGGUACAGUGCUCUCAUUACGCGCUUCAUCAAGGAGAAGUACACGCUGAGGUACUGCGGCGGCCUUGUACCCGACAUUGUGCAUGCGCUUGUCAAGGGUCAUGGUGUCUAUGUUAUGCCUGUUACACCCGGUGUUCUUCCCAAGCUCAGAUUCCUCUACGAGCUAUACCCGAUUGCUCUGAUCAUGGAGUGUGCGGGUGGCCAAGCCAUUGACCCCACGGAUGGCAGACCACUGCUUGAGAAGAUUCAGAAGGAUUGCGAUGGUAGAGCAGGUCUAAUCUGCGGCACGACGGAGGAGGUGAGGAUUGUUAAGCAGGUUCUUCUUGGAUGA